AUGGAUUUGCUGAAGAGUUAUGGUGAAAGCGGUGAUGAGAGCUCGUCGGAUUCUAUGGAUGAAAGUCUAGCAAAAUCGGUGGUUCCUGGAGAGUGCAAGUCUUUAUCACUUGGUAAAUCCUUUUUAGAUGUUGCACCAUGUGUAGCAACAAAGCACGAUGUCGGUGGGGUGUCUUGCGUUGUUCCAGUUGAUAAUCAAUUAAUGUACAAUCCGAAAUUUGAGGACCUGUUUCAGCCUGAGGCAGGACCGAGUAACCCCUUCAAAUCUGAAAACCAAAGAGCAAAAAAAAAUAUGCUCACUGGAUUUGUAGAGCCAGCUCACGUGAACAGUUUCCAGUUUGAACAACAGAUUCGAUCUUUUGAUACUCUUGGGUAUGCACGUGAUCCUACAGCUACGCAAGGCACGAAAUAUGUUGGUGAUGUUGAAAAGGCAAGAAAGAAGCAAGGCGCAAGCUUGUUUGAAGGUGAGAAAACCGGAGGUGAGAAAAGGAAACGUAUCCGAAAUAUGGACUCUAGCGACGUUGAUGGAUACACAGGGCCAUGGGCAAAAUUUGAAGACGAGGUAACUGUUGCAAGACCUGAUCCAGAACUCGCUAAGGAACUUGAGGAAAUUGUUAAAAAGAGACAAAAAAAUAGUAGAGCUGGUCGUAAGGCUGCUGAACAACAACAGGGAGUUGUUGAAGAGUCGUCUACGCUUCACUUGAAAGAGCCGCAAGAUUACCAGGGGAGAUCAUUUAUGCACGCUCCACAGUACAUUGGAGUCAACCUUCGUGAGGAUCAUGUUCCUGAAAGAUGUUACAUACCGUCGAAUUUAGUUCAUGUGUAUAGAGGACACACGAAAGGCAUCAAUUGUUUGAGGUGGUUCCCAAAAAGCGCUCAUUUAAUUCUCAGUGCAUCUAUGGACAACAAGGUCAAAUUAUGGGAAGUGUAUGGCAAGAAAGGUGUCGUGCGUACUUACCUUGGUCAUAAAAUGUCGGUUAAAGAUAUAGCUUUCAACAAUGAUGGGACAGAAUUUCUUUCAGCUUCUUUUGACCGGUUUAUAAAGUUGUGGGACACGGAAACUGGACAGGUUAAGCAACGAUUUCACACUGGGCACAUACCAUUUUGUGUCAAGUUUAAUCCCGAUGAUGAUAAGCAAAAUAUGUUUCUUUCCGGAAUGCAAAAUAAAAAAAUUUUACAGUGGGAUACUCGAACUGGGGAAGUGGUACAGGAGUACGACAGGCAUUUGGGGAUUGUUAACUCAAUAACUUUUUUCGAUAAGAAUCGACGCUUUUGUUCAACAUCCGACGAUAAAUCCAUACGGAUUUGGGAGUGGUUUAUACCGGUUGAUACAAAACUGAUACAAAAUGCUGGCCUGCACUCUAUACCAACCAUGACGAAAUCACCAACAGAGAAAUGGAUUGUUGGGCAGUCUAUGGACAAUCGUAUUGUUCUCUUCCAGCUGAUUGAUGACAAAUUAAGAUUUGCCAAGAAAAAAGCAUUCAGGGGACAUAAUGUUGCCGGAUACGCCUGCUCUGUUGACUUCUCUCCAGAAAUGAGUUUCCUUACUUCUGGCGACGCUGAUGGCAAAGUGUUUAUAUGGGAUUGGCGGAACCACAAGACGGUAGCACGUUGGAAAGCUCAUGAUGAAUGUGUAAUCUCAACUUUAUGGCAUCCUCAUGAGACGUCUCGUAUAAUUACUGGUAGUUGGGAUAGCCUAAUAAAGAUGUGGGAGUGA
Molecule: messenger RNA, 1716 nt
Organism: Enterobius vermicularis (human pinworm)
Lineage: Eukaryota; Metazoa; Nematoda; Chromadorea; Rhabditida; Oxyuridae
Source: the annotation of a GenBank genome assembly